AUGAACCGAAUGACAAUGAUCGAGAAGGGUUGUGAGAAAUCGGCGAAUUCCACCAAUAAUGACGCCAAAAAUUGCUAUGAGGGUGAGUUUUUUGGGGCCCAAAAAAUUUUGAUGUUGAAAUUUGUGUGAUUUUUCUUGGCAAAUGAACAAUUACUAUUAAUUUUCAAUUUUCACAGAAAAUUUUUGGGAUAUUUUUGAAACAGUGAUUUUUUUCUGAACUUUUAUAAUUAAUUUUCGUACAAUUUAUCAACAUUGGUUUUAUCCCAAAAAUUUAUAUGAAAAUUUUGAAACAGUGAUUUUUUCAAAAAAAAAAUACUAUUGAAAAUUCGAUCUCUCAUGUAUUAAUUUUCAAUUUGCGCCGAAAAAUUUUGUGAUUUUUUUGAAACAGUGAAUAUUUCAAGGUUCACUUCUUUCAUAAUCAAAAAAAAGAGCUGAUCGAAAUGAUUUUCAAAUCUCAAAAUUAAUAAUUUAUUUGAAACAGUGAUUUUCCAUAAAUAAAUUAUCAUUUCUCAGUUUUCAUCGAAAAUGUUUGUGAUAUUUUUGAAACAGUGAAUAUUUCAGGUUUACCAAAACUUCUUUAAAAAUCUAAAAAAAAUUUGAAGUUUCGAAUAUUCAUAGUAACCAAGUUAAAUCAAAACAAUUUUCAAAUUCCAAAAUUAAUAAUUUGUUUGAAACAGUGAUUUUUUCAAAAAAAAAUACUAUUGAAAAUUCGAUCUCUCAUGUAUUAAUUUUCAAUUUGCGCCGAAAAAUUUUGUGAUUUUUUUGAAACAGUGAAUAUUUCAAGGUUCACUUCUUUCAUAAUCAAAAAAGAGAGCUGAUCGAAAUGAUUUUCAAAUUCCAAGAUUUAGAAAUUUUUUGAAACAGUGAUAUUUUUGAAAGAAAUGAAGUAAUCAUUUCUCAAUUUUCAUUAAACAUUUUUGUGAUAUUUUUGAAACAGUGAAAUAAAAUUGCGCUCUGAAUUGUCAGAUUCAAAUCUGGAAUUUUCCACUUUCCCAAAAUAUAACCAAAAUAUCAAAUCUGUAAUUUUCUUCAAAAAAGUUAUGAUUUUUCUGAAACAGUAAAAUUUUUUCUGAAUAAAAAAAUGAAAUUUUCUUUGAAACAUUAUUUUUGAGUUUUCUGAAUUUAAAAAAUUAAGAUACAGUAACUCAGAAAAAUCUACAGUAAAAUGCUUCUGAAAAAUUUCUGGUGGAAAAAAAAUCUUAUUUUGAAAUUUGUGUGAUUUUUGUUAAGAUGACCAGAUCGAAUUGAUUUUUAUAAAAUCCAAAAUUUAGAAAUUUUUUGAAACAGUGAUAUUUUUUUAUCAUAAUGGGGUGAUUCAUACGAAAAAAAUUGACCAAAAAAAUCACGAUUUUUUGUAUGAAUCACCCCAGAUCCCAAUUUUCCUGGCAAUUUUUGUGAUUUUUUCUCCUCUUGUUUACAAAUUUCCGUCUGCAAUUCAAAAAAUUUCCCAUUUUCCCAUAGAAAUUGGCCAAAUGGUGUUGUUUUUCUACACUUUCUUUGUUCUUUUCUUUUUUUUCGCCAAAAAAAAUAACAACAUGUUUACAAAAAUGAGAAAAAAGAAAAAACACAUAUGUUUCUUGUUUUUUCAUUUUAUUUAUUCGGAAAAAGUUUUUAAAAAAAUAUUUCAGAACUCAGAAAAAAUUCUAUUUAAAAAUGGAGAAUAUUUCCACGAUUUCUGAUGCUUCCAGCUAUUCAAGAAGGUUUUUUUCAACUUUUGGGAAAUUUUGAAACAGUGACAUUUUUUAAAUUAGAAAAUUAGUGCCACGUGGAUUUUUGGGGUCAAAAACUACCUAAAAGGUCUAGAAAUUUGUAAAACAUGAAUGUUCAGAGGCCAAAAACUACAGUAAUCCAAAAAAAGGUCCAAUAAUUUGUACAUAGAUCACUAAUUUUGGUGCCAAAAAUACCCCGAAAAUCAUUUCUAGACCAAAAUUCCCCGAAGAACUCGAAUUUUCCACCCAAAAAUCCCCAAAUCUUCUAGAAACCCCACCAAAUCGUCCGCGAGUUACCACCACAUCUUCCCCGCAACGUCGUCCAUCACUUCUAGGUGGUCUUAAAAAUAUGUGGCACUCGAGAAGUAUGGGCGAAAAAAUGUUUCGUCGCAAUCACGGUGAUUUGGCAGGUGGUCGGAAGGUUCAGAUUGCCGAUUGUGAAGUGGAUGAUGUGUAUGAUUUGAGACACAAAAAUGAUAAUAGCUUUUAUGAUGAUGAUGUGAGUGGGAAAUGGGGUGAGCUGAAAUUGAAAAAAAAUAAAUUUUUCUUGCAGACCGCAUUCCGACGCCCGAGAUCUAAUAGUUCGGAUUUUUUGAUUUUGCGAAAAACUUCGAGACCACUUUCGGUUAAUGUUGUUGGACUUAUUGGUGAGUAUCGAGCGGAGCGAGUGUAGACCGCGAGCUUCCGCGUGAGCGGCUCUCGAGCGGAGCGAGUGUAAAGCUUCCGCGUUAGCUUAACUUCCUUAAUUUAAAAGUUAGCCUAACGUUGCCGCUGCGCGGAAGAUAGUGCCGCUUACGCGGAAGCUUGCGGUCUACACUCGCUCCGCUCGAAGAAAAAAAUAAUCGAAAUUUUUCUUGAAAAAAAAUCUUCGAAACGUAAGAUCUUCAGUAAUGAUGAUCAAUGAAUCAAAAUCACAAAUCAAUUUUUUUUUUUAGAUUUAUGAAAAAUUUGAAACAGUGAAUUUUUGGUAGGAAAAUAUUGGAAUUUUUAUGAUUUUUUGUAAUUUUCAGAUUUAUUAGCCUUUUAAAAAUAAGUGAAGUGAAUUUAGAAUGCUCUAAAAAAAAUUAAUUAAAAUUUGAAACAGUGGAAUUUUGGUAGGAAAAUAUUGAAACUUUUCAGAUUUUUUAGCCUGGUGAAAAUAAUAGAAAUGAAUCAAAUUUAGAAUUCUCCCAAAAAAAAUUAACAGAAAUUUGAAACAGUGAAUUUUUGGUAGGAAAAUAUUGGAAUUUUGAUGAUUUUUUGUAAUUUUCAGAUUUUUUAGCCAGAUCAUAAGAAAAGUAGCGAAUUCAAAAUUUGAGAAAAAAAAAAUAACUGAAAUUUGAAACAGUGAAUUUUUGGUUGGAAAAAAAUGGAAUUUUUUGGAUUUUUGUAAUUUUAAGAUUUUUCCCCUUAUUUGAGCAAAGUAGUGAAUUUAGAAUUCACCCGAAAAAAAUCAACAGAAACUUGAAACAGUGAAUUUUUGGUAAGAAAAUAUAUUGGAAUUUUUAUGAUUUUUUCUAAUUUUCAGAUUUUUUAGCCUGUUAAAAAUAAAAGAAAUGAAUCGAAUUUAGAAUUCUUCUAAAAAUUUAGCUGAAAUUUGAAACAGUGAAUUUUUGGUAGGAAAAUAUUGGAAUUUUGAUGAUUUUUUUUGAAUUUUCUCAUUUUUUGGCCAGUUGACAAGGAAAGUAGCGAAUUUAAAAUUCUCCCAAAAAAAAUUAACAGAAAUUUGAAACAGUGAAUUUUUGGUAGAAAAAUAUUGAAAUUUUGAGGAAUUUAAAGAUUUUUUAGCCUGUUGAAAUAUGUAAUAGGAUUCGAUCAAAUUUGGAAUUUUCUUAACAAAACAAUUAACUGAAACUUGAAACAGUGAAUUUUCGGUGAGAAAAUUUUGGAAAUUUGAUGAUUUUUCUAAUUUUCGGAUAUUUUUUACUCUGUUGGAAAUACUGGAAAUGGAUCGAAAUUAGAAUUUUCUAAAAAAAAAAUUCGCUUAAAUUUGAAACAGUGGAUUUUCGGUAGGAGAAUAUAGGAACUUUUCAGAUUUUCCCCCUUUCCGAAACAAAAGUAGCGAAUUUAAAAUUUGAGAAAAAAAAUUAACAGAAAUUUGAAACAGUGAAUUUUUGGUAGAAAAAUAUUGGAAUUUUUAGGUUUUUUCAGAUUUUUAAAACUAGAGAAGCGAAUUUGAAAUUCACCCAAAAAAAAUUAACUGAAAUUUGAAACAGUGAAUUUUUGGGAGGAAAAUAUUGGAAUUUUGAUGAUUUUUUUUGUAAUUUUCAGAUUUUUCCGUCAUUUGAAUAAAUGUAGCGAGUUUAAAAUUUAAGAGAAAAAAUUUAACAGAAAUUUGAAACAGUGAAUUUUUGGAAGGAAAAUAUUGGAAUUUUUAUGAGUUUUUUGUAAUUUUCAGAUUUUUUAGCCUUUUAAAAAUAAGUGAAGUGAAUUUAGAAUGCUCUAAAAAAAUUAAUUAAAAUUUGAAACAGUGAAUUUUUGGUAGGAAAAUAAAUAUUGGAAUUUUGAUGAUUUUUUGUUAGCCUAUUAAAUUUUUUAGCCAAAGUAGAACAAAAUAAGUGAUUUUAAAAUUCUCCCAAAAAAAAAUUAACAGAAAUUUGAAACAGUGAAUUUUUGUUAGGAAAAUAAAUAUUGGAAUUUUGAUGAUUUUUCUAAUUUUCAGAUUUUUUAACCUGCUGGGAAUAAAAAGUCAAUCGAAUUUAGAAUUUUCUGAAAAAAAAUUAACUGUGAUUUGAAACAGUGAAUUUUCGGUGGGAAAAUAUUGAAAUUUUUUGGAUUUUUGUAAUUUUCAGAUUUUUUAGCCUGUUGAAAUAAUAGAAUUCAAUCGAAUUUAGAAUUCACCCAGAAAAAAAAUUAGCUGAAAUUUGAAACAGUGGAUUUUUGGUAGGAAAAUAUUGGAAUUUUAUGAUUUUUCAAAUUUUUUAGCCUGUUGAAAAAUAGGAAAAGUUAAUCGAAUUUAGAAUUCACCCAAAAAAAAUUAACAGAAAUUUGAAACAGUGAAUUUUCGGUGGGAAAAUAUUGGAAUUUUUUGGAUUUUUCUAAUUUUCAUAUUUUUAAAAAGCCUCUUAAAAAAAUAAAUCGAAUAUAGAAUUCACCCAAAAAAAAUUUAACAGAAAUUUGAAACAGUGAAUUUUCGGUAUAAAAAUAAUGAAAUUUUGAUGAUUUUUUGUAAUUUUCAAAUUUUUUUGCCAGAUGAAAGGAAAGUAGCAAAUUUAGAAUUUAAGAGAAAAAAUUAACUGGAAUUUGAAACAGUGAAUUUUUUGUUGGAAAAUAUUGGAAUUUUUAGGAUUUUUCAAAUUUUCAGAUUUUUUUUCCUUAGUUGAAUAAAUGUAGCGAAUUCAGAAUUCACCCAAAAAAUUAGCUUAAAUUUGAAACAGUGAAUUUUUGGUAGGAAAAUAUUGGAAUUUUGAUGAUUUUUUUUUGAUUUUUCUCAUUUUUGGCCAGUUGAUACUCAGAAAACGUCUCGUCAACCGUCCGCAAGCCGGCAGACGGCCGUCGAAUUCUGAUACUAAUUUGUCAGUUUGCUAGCUCGCAGACAGCGCCUGCUAGGUUCUGCCAGCUAGCAACCUCGCGGCGAGCUGUCGAAAUGCCUCUGCUAGCUUUCGACAGCUCGCAACCUCGCGGACGGCUGACGAGACGUUUUCUGAGUAAGAAAAGUAGCGAAUUUAAAAUUCUCCCAAAAAAAAUUAACUAAAAUUUGAAACAGUGAAUUUUUUCAAGAAGAAGAAAAAAUUCCAGUUAGGCUAAUUUAUAGAUUUAGGAAAUUGAGCUGAAAUUUUUAAAAGUCAAGGAAUUUUGAAAAAAAAAAUUUCUUGAGCUUCAAAAGUUCACUGUUUCGAAAUUUUUGUUUAUUUUCGCGAUUGUUCCUGGUGUUGAUCGAAUUCAGAAUUUCCCCGAAAAAAUUAGUUACAAUUUGAAACAGUGAAGUUUUUUCACUUACCCCAACUCCGAAAUUUUUUCCAGACCAACAAACCGAUCCCUAUCGUCAAUACAUGAAAGUAGUCGAUGUCUACGAACUCUGUCCACAAAACUCCAAAAUCCACGUCAUCGACAAAAAGCUGAGCACCCAAAAAGCCUUCUCGAUUGUCAAAAAACAGAAAGUCGGAAGUCUUCUGGUUUGGGAUUCGAGUUCCGAAGAAUUGCUGUCAAUUGUGACGUUGACCGAUUUCUUCAAUUGUUUGCAGAAUUCGGAGAAGGAUGGGCGAUUUUUGGUGGAGAAUAUUUUGUCGGGAAAUCAAUUGGUGACUGUGGAUAUUUCGACAAAGUUAGUUUUGGGAGCCAGGGUAGAAAAUAUGGUGGAAAUCUGAGAUUUUCUUUCGGGUAUCAAAAUUUUUGGAAACAGUGGAUUUUUCAACAUGCAGAAAAAUUUUUUGCAGAAUUCCAGAAAAAAAUUGAUCGAGAGUUAACCAAAGUUUGGAACAGUUAAAAUUUUAUUCAAAAAAAAUCUCACUGUUUCAAAAAUUUCACAAUUUUUUUUUGAUUAAUUUGAACUGUUUCAUAUUUAAAUUUGAAAAAUUGUACUCAAGAAAAAUUUGACACUCAAAAUUUAAUUAAAAAAUCUCAUGGAUUUUUUUUUUGAUGAAAUUGCAGAACUGAUAAAGCAUCUUGAGCGAUGAAGGUAAAAAACCGAAAAUAAAAAAUAUAGAUCAAAUCCACGUGGCAUUCAGAAAAAUUCAGGGUUUUUUUUGGUUGUUAAUUGAAUUUUUAUAAUUGUUUUCAAAAAAUUUAAUUCAAAAAUCUCAUGAGUUUUUUGAAACAGUUGAAAUUUUAUUCAAAAAAAAUUCACUGUUUCAAAAAUUUCAUAAUUUUUUCGGAUGAAAUUUCGGAAAUUAUUUCCGAACUGAUCAUGCAUUUGUUCAAAAUCCACGUGGCGUUCAGAAAAAUUCAGGGAUUUUUUAGCCUUGAAUUCAGAGUUUGGUAUUGUUUUCAGAAAUUUUAUUCAAAAAUCUCAUGGAUUUUUGAAACAGUUAAAAUUUUCUGGAAUUGAAGAAAAAAUUCACUGUUUCAAAAAUUUCAUAAUUUUUUUGAUGAAUUAACAGAACUGAUAAUUAUUCCAAAGUGAUUUUGCAUAAUUUUAGACGUAAAGAAUCCACGUGGCAUUUAGAAAAAUUCAGGGAUUUUUUAGCUUAGAAUUAAUUUUUUUGAAACUGUUCACAAAUUUCAUAGAUUUUUUGAAACAGUUACAAUUUUCUGGAAUCGAAGAAAAAUCUCACUGUUUCAAAAAUUUCAUAAUUUUUUUGAUGCUAUUGCAUAACUAAUAAUCCGUAUGCGCGAUCAGGGUAAAAAAACCAAAAAUAAAAAAUCUAGAUCAAAUCCACGUGGUAUUCAGAAAAAUUUUGAAAUUGUUUUCACAAUAAAAAAAAUUUUAUUCAAAAAUUUCAUAGAUUUUUUAAAACAGUUAAAAUUUUAUUCAGAAAAAUCUCACUGUUUCAAAAAUUUCAUAAUUUUUUUUUGAUGAAAUUUGAGAACUGAUCAUUUUGCAUAAAGACGUGGAGAAUCCAGGUGGCAUUCAGAAAAAUUCAGAGUAUUUUUUUAGCCUUGAAUUCAAUUCAUGAAAUUCUCUUCAGAAGUUUAAUUCGAAAUUUUCAUAGGUUUUUUGAAACAGUUGAAAUAUUAUUCAAAAAAAAUUCACUGUUUCAAAAAUUUCAUAACUUUUUUUAUAAAAUUUCAAAAAUAAUAUGGAGAGGGCUUAUCUUCGAGGUGACAUGACUGACAGUAAAUAAAAAUUCUAGAAUAAGCUUGGGUUACUGUAUAUACAUAUAGUACCUCUAGAUCAAAAAAACAAAAUUUUGAGAUGUUUGGAGCAACUUUGAUGGCCUAUCAGAAAAUUUCAAAAAUUAUGAAAAAUCCCAAUUUCCCCUUACAGAAUCCUCGACGCGUGUCACGAACUGCUGACCAACAAAUUGCAUCGAAUCGCAGUCCGCGAUGAACUCGGCAACAUUGUCUUCAUGUUCACAAUUCGCCGCGUUCUCGCCGCAAUUCACAAACAAAAUCGAUCAUUGCAUUUUGCGCAAUGGUUGAGUCGACCGAUUGGAAUGUCGAAUAUCGGAACAUGGUCCGAUAUUAAGAGUAUUGGGGAGAAUAUGCCGAUUUGGAGAGCUGUUGAAGAGAUGAUCGGAUGCCGAUUCUCGACGAUGCCGAUUGUGGAUGAUCAGAAAAAUGUGGGUGAUUUUUUUGAACUUCAAAUUCUGAGCCCAAAUUUUGAGCCCCCAGAGUCCCUAAAUUUUCAAAUUUGGAAAAAUCAUAAUUUUUUAUCCCAAGAGUUAUCCUAAGCCCCAAAUUUUGAAUUUCCAGAUGAUUGGCGUUUUGACAAAACGGGACAUUUGCAAUGCACUUCCGGAUGAUAACAAAAGCCCAAAGGUUGGUUUUUCUUGGGUACAGUACUCCUGGAGUACUGUAGACAUUGUUUUUGAAUCUCGGGGUGCUGUCGGCGGCGAUUCGGCGACGUUGCCGACCCUUUUUUCGGCAACGUCGCCGGCAGCCCCGCGGCAACGUCGCCAUUCGAUAAUUUUCUGACGUUUUUGCUACGGCGAUAAGCGGCAACAGAGAGGCGAGUGCUCCGCCAUUUGGGAAAUGGCCUCGGCGGCGCUCGGCAACGUUGCCUCUAAGAGCGGCGAGGAUAGGCAAGGUGUGGCAGUGCAUGAAAAAGUGGGCAAAUUGCGCAGGCGGGAUUCGGCGACAGCCUCGGCAACAAGCGAGCAGCUCGCGGCAGCGAGAGGCGGCGUCAGUGUAUUUCUCCCGAUUUGACUCAAUUUGAUAUAUCUGUUCUUCGAUAGUAACAUGGUUUUAUAAUUACAACAUAUUUAUUUGGAAAAUGAUAAUCAAAUCAUAUAACAUAAUAAUUGAAUACAUGAAAUAAAUUUUCAAUUAAUUGAGCUUCAAAAAGGUAGAAUCUGAUGGGCUUGAUGUUUUUUGUAUUGUUUUUGAAACAUAAUUGACGAUAAGAUUGUAUGGGCGAUUGAGAUGACUUUGUUCACCUGAAAAAGAAAAACAUCAUUAUAAAAUACUCUAGCUUGAUUUUUCAUUAGGAACCUUCACUUAUAUAUUAUCCCAAAUUUUAAAAAUCAAUUUUGAAUGUUUUCCCAAAUGUUAUUUUCAAACUAAAUUGCUGACCAACUUAUUAAAAAACGCUUGAGAAUUAAGUGGUCGGGCUCCUGAAUACACUAGUUUUGUGUGCAUUUUCCUUUUGAAAGUGUAUUCGGUCAAAUACAGGAAAUUUCUCAAAACUUUUUGUUCAAGAUUUAUUCUUGGAAAAGUAUCCAAGGAAAAGUGGAUUUAGUUUUAAAGUUAAAUUUGAAAACGAAAAUUAAAAAAAAAAACAACUCACUUUUCAACAAAGUUUUUUAAUCCUAGUCUCCUCCAAUAGUCUUGAGCAAUUGAGAAGUCAUCGAUGAUUUUCAAAUCACUUGUUGAAUGGCACAAACUGAAAUAUUUAAAGUUAAUACUCUCAAAAAUUGUAAAUAAGAAAAUGUAUAGUCAACUAACCUUUUUAAUCACAGUUUUCCUAUUUUUUGUUGAAUUCUUCAAUUUUCUACGAUGAAAUCCAACGAAACCAUCAAUUCCUUGCUUGAUACAUGCUGAAAUAUAGUAAUAUUCAUGAUAAACUCACUGAAAAUAGCAGAAAAACACAAUUUAGGCCAGAAAGAAAAAAAAAACAAAAAUUUCGAAACUUCAUGAUUGUGCAGAAUUGCGUCGCAGUGUUUUACAUUUUGGCAACGUUGCCUUCAGUCGCCGGGAGCAAGAAUCGAAAUUAAAUAUCUGGCGACAAAAAGCAACGUUGCUGCUUCUUGUGGCAACGUCGCAAGGUGUUGCUGCUUUUUUGGCAACGUCGCCGGAAUGUUGCCAAACGUGGCAACGCCGCCGAAUCGCCGCCGGCAGCAUCCCGAGAUGAUUACUGUAAUAAGUUAUCAGCAUAUGGCACAUUAGAAUUUCGUUCCCCGCGAAAAAUUUGUGGAUUUUUUGAAACAGUGAAUUUUUUUUCGGAAAAUUUUUGGUAAUUUCGAUUCGGGGUACGGUAGCUACAGUACUACCAAAUUUGAAAUUAUAAUUUUUGUUAAGCUUCUGGAUACUGUAGCUACAGUAAUCUAAAAUUCUAAGUUUGCAAACAAUCAAAUAUGAACAACUGAAAAUUGAUUUUCUACAAAAAAAAUUGUGGAUUUUUUGAAACAGUGAAUUUUUUCUUUGAAGCUAAUUGAAUUCAGAUUUGGGAUACUACAGUACUAUUGGGUACAGUAGUUUAGGAGUACUGUAGACAUUUUUAACGAAAUAAUAUUCGGCGUGAUAUUAGAGUUUUGUUCCCCGCGAAAAAUUUGUGGAUUUUUUGAAACAGUGAAUUUUUUUUUGAAAAAUUUGGGGUUAAUUUAGACUUAGAUUUGGGGUACGGUAUCUACAGUACUACUGAAGGGAAAAAUAUAAUAUUUUUCGAAUACUGUAGCUACAGUAAUCCAGAAUCAUAAGUUUCAGAAUAACUAUGAAUAUAUAACUGAAAUUUAUUUUCUACAAAAAAAACUUGUGGAUUUUCUGAAACAGUGAAUUUUUUUCGGUAAAAUUUUGGGUUAAUUUAGAUUUAGAUUUGGGGUACGGUAGUUACAGUACUACUAAACUGAAAAUUAAAAUUUUUUGCUUACAGUAAUCUCCGGGUACUGUAGUUAAUUACAGGUAUCCCUGAAUCCACAUAAUUUUCAUUUAAGAAAAUCUCGAGUCCAGAAAAAUUCCAAAAUUACAGGUUUAGAAGUAGUUCAAAGCUACUGUAUCUACAGUAUCCCAUAAAAUUAUGAUUUUACUGCGAAAUUCUAGCCCUACAGUACUCCUAGAUCAUGAAAAUUCUGGAAAUUGAGAAAAAAAAAUAUUCUUGGCUCAAAAAUCCCCCGAAUUUUUGCAGAAAUGGAUGAAAGACACCAAAAUCUCGGCAAUCCUCGCAAAACAAGAAAAUCCCCCUCAAAUCUCAUCAAAAGACACAAUUGGCUCAGUUUUGGACCAACUACUCAGCUCAACUUGUCACACCGUGUUUGUGAUUCACAAUCAGAAGCCAAUCGGAGCGGUGUCACUUUCGGAUUUCUUGGAAUUCUUGAUGAGCAAUCCGAUAAGUGCGGCCGAAUUGCCAAUGACUCCAGGCUCGAGUGAUUCGAGCUCCGAAAAUAUUCGCGGAGCCAAAUAG
Caenorhabditis angaria is the source of this 10845-nucleotide messenger RNA. NCBI's taxonomy places the organism in Eukaryota, Metazoa, Nematoda, Chromadorea, Rhabditida, Rhabditidae. The record is from the annotation of a GenBank genome assembly.